This is a messenger RNA of Rattus norvegicus (Norway rat), 3996 nucleotides long. RefSeq names its product chromosome alignment maintaining phosphoprotein 1 (gene Champ1). The record is from RefSeq and is marked validated. Gene Ontology annotation, cellular component: spindle; nucleus. NCBI's taxonomy places the organism in Eukaryota, Metazoa, Chordata, Mammalia, Rodentia, Muridae. The transcript is spliced from 2 exons. Gene Ontology annotation, biological process: attachment of mitotic spindle microtubules to kinetochore. The coding region runs from base 153 to 2558 and encodes 801 amino acids.
ACUUCCCGGCUAGUCCUGCGUCCAGCCGCCAUUCCCGAGGCCGUGCGGCCAGCCCAGCGUUUCCUGUGGGCGUAUCCUCCUCUUCACUCCAGGACACCUUGCCGGAGGCAGUAUCGAAGUCUUUCAAGCACAGUCCUGCGGUGUGACAGAAGAUGGAGGUGUGUCAGGAGCUUCGGAAACCAGCGAUAAGCUUGGAGUGUGGCCACUGCAGUUUCAGAGGCACUGAUUACGAGAAUGUGCAGAUUCACAUGGGCACCAUCCACCCUGAGUUCUGUGAUGAUAUGGAUGCCGGGGGACUGGGCAAGCUGAUCUUCUACCAGAAGAGUGCAAAGCUCUUCCACUGCCAUAAGUGUUUCUUCACCAGCAAGAUGUACUCCAAUGUGUACCAUCACAUCACAGCCAAGCACGCAGCCUCCGACAAGUGGAGUGAGCCGCCAAAAGAGCAGCUGAGCAAAGAGACAGAGUCUGGGAAAAGCCCUUCCCUUCCCGAGCAACAGAACACAGCCUUUGACCCAGCAGAAGUGAGGCCCGCUCCAACCCUCCCCAUAGAAACACAGAAAACUAGUCCGAGUUUGUCUCCAGAGUCCCAAGCGUCUGUUCCUCCGGUUCUGGAGCCUCAGAGCUCUGCUCCUGUUAUUUCUCCCGAGCCACAAGCUCCUUGUCUUCCUGCUGAGGCCUCAAAAACUGCUCCUGUUUCUUCCCCUGAGUGUCUAGACCCACCCUGUGAGCUUCCUGAGCUGGAGAAGCCUGAGCCAGUCCCUUCUCCUGAGUCAGUGAAGUCUGCUCUUGUCAGCUGCAAACCCCAAAGACACUCUCCCUUUGCAGAUACAGGGGCUCCCCCUUCAGCCUUGUCUCCAGAGUCACCAGUUCUGGCCACUUCCCCUGAACCUUGGGGGUCAUCCCUCACUGCAUCUCCAGAGUCUCGGAAGCCAGUGAGGACUGCCUCACCUGAGCCAAGAAAGCCAUCCCCUUCAGAGUCUCCUGAACUUUGGAAGCCAUUUCCUGCCGUCACUUCAGAGCCACGGAGACCAACCCCAGCAGUGUCACCAGGGUCCUGGAAGCCAGGACCACCUGGCUCUCCUAGACCUUGGAAGUCCAGCCCUUCAGCAGCAUCAGGAGCGUGGAAGUCAUCGAAGCCUGCCCCACCUAUGUCUCCUGGACCCUGGAAGCCAAUACCUUCUGUAUCUCCUGGGCCUUGGAAACCUGCUCCAUCGAUGUCCACAGCAUCCUGGAAAUCUUCAGUCUCAUCUGGUUCCUGGAAAACACCACCCACAUCUCCGGAGUCUUGGAAGUCUGGUCCACCUGAACUCCGAAAGACAGCCCUUCCCUUGUCGCCUGAGCAUUGGAAGGCAGUGCCCCCUGUGUCUCCUGAGCUUCGCAGACCAGGCCCGCCACUUUCCCCAGAGAUCCGAAGUCCAGCAGGUUCUCCAGAGCUCAGGAAGCCUUCAGGAUCACCAGACCUGUGGAAGCUUUCUCCUGAGCAGCGGAAAACUUCUCCUGCUUCACUCGAUUUCCCUGAGCCCCAGAAAAGUUCUUGUGGUAGUUCUCCUGAUCUCUGGAAGUCUUCCUUCAUUAUGGACUCUCAGAAGCCUAACAUCUUCUCUGAGACGAGGAAACAUGCUGCUUCUGGCUCGUCUGAGUCACCGAAGGUAGCCUCAGACAUAUGGAAGCCUGUCCUGUCUAUCGAUGCUGAGCCUAGGAAGUCCACACUGUUUCCUGAGCCCACCAAAGCAGUCCUUCCUGCUUCUCCCGAGCCACGGAAACGAGCACUUUUCCCAGAGUCCCGGAAGCAUGUACUUUUACCUGAGCUCCCCAAAUCCGCUGUGUUCUCAGAGGCCCAGAAGGCCACUGAGCUCAGUGAGGAAGCACAACUUGAAGCUGUGGGUGAUGCAAAGUGUGAGAGUCUGGUCCAGGAGGGGCUUCUGGCCACACCCAAGAGACUGUUAGACGAUGCCCUAUUUCCUUCUACAAAGAAGCUCAAGAAGGACAGCCAGGAGAGCUCGGAUGCUGAGCUCAGCAGCAGUGAAUUCAGAGCAGAUUUAGACCCCUUGGACAUGAAGGGCCAGGAGUCCAGCAGUGAUCAGGAACAGGUGGAUGUGGAAUCUAUCGAUUUUAGCAAAGAGAACAAAAUGGAGAUGGGUAGUGCAGAGCAGGCCAAAAAUGUGCUUCAGUUCACGGAGGAGAAGGAAGCCUUCAUCUCUGAAGAGGAGAUUGCAAAGUACAUGAAACGUGGAAAAGGGAAAUAUUUCUGCAAAAUCUGUUGUUGUCGGGCUAUGAAGAAAGGCGCUGUCCUGCACCACUUGGUUAAUAAGCACAAUGUCCACAGCCCAUACAAGUGCACAAUUUGUGGGAAAGCAUUUCUUUUGGAGUCUCUCCUUAAAAAUCAUGUAGCAGCCCAUGGGCAGAGCUUACUUAAAUGUCCACGCUGUAAUUUUGAAUCCAAUUUCCCAAGAGGCUUUAAGAAACAUUUAACCCACUGUCAGAGCCGGCACAGUGAAGAGGCAAAUAAGAAGCUGGUGGAAGCUCUUGAAUCGCCAUUGGAGGAGCCACAGAUGUGAUUUUCAAACACUGACCCCGCCCUCCAGUGUUGCUUGCCAAACUCUUAGGUGUUGAGUAGCCUAAACGGAUCGGUAGUCGGAGUGUGUGUAGUGUGUGUCCUGUUUGUCUGAGUAGUGUUACAGAGAGUAAGUACUUGGUUAUUUUUUCAUAUGAUCUCUUGUUUAUGUGACUGGCUAUUUUAUAAGUCAAUACAUUUCUGUUAUAGAUUACAGAUGGAUAUAACUCAUUUUCUUUAAGCUUAUUUUAGUCAUAAUACAAGGAGUAGGGGAAAGUAGGCAAGCCAUUUAGUAAACGAGCAAAUUUAAACCCAAUCAGAGGCUUUCUCCUCCACUGCGGGCGUGUGUGUGUGUGUGUGUGUGUGUGUGUGUGUGUGUGUGUCUGUCUGUCUGUCUGUCUGUCUGUGUGUCUGUCUGUGUGUGUGUGCAUGUGUGACUGAUUUCAGAGCAUAGGAAUUAUUACAUGAGGCUCAGUGCAGAGCCUCUCCCAGCAUGUCUCGCAUACUAACCGUUCCAGGGUUCUAUCCCUAGUACUUAAAAAAAAAAACAAAAAAACAAAAACGGGAUGUGUGAGAACUGAGCAUGAAGAGUAAAUUUGAGGAAAAUGUUGUUAAAUGUACUUUUGAACCAUGUCUUAUUUUUUCAUGUAAAAUAGUUUAUAAAUCUUUAAUAUUUUCUUGAUGUUCAUUAAUGUUUGUUACAGAGCAGCGGUUCUCAACCUUGGGGUGGAAAGACGCUUUCACAGAAAGCACAGAUAUUUACAUUAUGAUGAUAGCAAAUUAUUUAUAAAGCAGCAGUGAAAAUAAUGUUGUGGUUGGGGUCACCGCUGUAUGAAGAACACAUUGAAGGGUCACGGCAUUAGGAAGGGUGAGAGUGCUGCUGAAGAGAGUUGGAACCUUAUGGUUGCUGGUUUUCUGCUGGUAGGACAGCCUCGUGAGCUUUUAAAGCAGUUUUGGUAUUUUCUGCAGGCUGAGAAGGCCACGUGAUUAAGGACACCACUUCCCUCUAGUUCCUUCCAGUGAAGUCUUCCUUGUGGGGCUUGCCCUUCACUGCCCUGCCAGCUCCCAUCAGCAGAUGAUCUUUAAUUGCCAAAUGUGCUAGUGUUUGUACCUCCUAGGCUGGGCCUUGUGGACUUUGUGUUGGGGCUCGAGACCCGAGUAGUGAGUGGGAGCUGAAAGUCUUCCGGAUUCGCAUGGGACGUUGACGAGCAGUGCGGUCUGGCAGCACUGCUCACCGACUCCGACUCGGCCACUGGGGAGCUGGGUUGGAGAGGGUUCACUUGGGCCCCGCCUGGGCAGCACAGUGACAUCCUGCCUCAAAAAGCAUUCCUGUCUGAAAACAGUUUGAUUUUGUUUCACAUGUUUUGCCAUUGUAAAUACCUUGUAUCUCUAACAUAUUUUGUUAAAUGUGUACCGACCAAAUUAAAACGGCUUUCACGUUA